Messenger RNA from Heterostelium album PN500, 1044 nucleotides. RefSeq lists its product as uncharacterized. Gene Ontology annotation, cellular component: Ino80 complex. The transcript has 3 exons. The record is from RefSeq and is a predicted model, not a curated record. The coding region runs from base 1 to 1044 and encodes 347 amino acids. Gene Ontology annotation, biological process: chromatin remodeling. NCBI's taxonomy places the organism in Eukaryota, Evosea, Eumycetozoa, Acytosteliales, Acytosteliaceae.
AUGCCAAAGAAAAUAUUAUCAGAUUCAGAGGAUGAUGAGAUUGAUACUAGUACUAGUAUCAAAAGAAAUACUAGUUCUAGAGCUAGUACUUCUUCAAAGGUGAAACCAAAGGCAGCUGUCUAUUCAGAUUCAGAGUUGACAGACGACGGAUCGUCUUCAUCGAGUAGCUACGAGACCGAUAAGAAGAGUAGAAGUAGCACGCCAUCUGUUUCAUCAUCUUCAAACACACCGUCGAGUCAAGAGGAUUCCGACAAUGAAGUAGAGGUAGAGGUGGAAGAUGUGGUAGAAGAAGAUGAAGAAUCAGAACCACCCAAAAAGAAAGUAAAACAAAUACAUAACACAACUACAUCAUCAUCAAAAAAUAAUAAUAAUAGUACACCAAGUAAAUCAAAACCAUUAAGUUCAAGAAGACAACCUACAACAUCAACAACUAAAAAUACCACCAAAAAGUCAAGUAAAACAAACAACAAUAAUAAUAAGAUGUCAGAUGAUGAUGAUGAUGAUAAUGAUAAUGAUAAUAAUGAUAAUGAUAAUGAUGAUGAUGAAGAUCAAGAUGUAGAUGUAGAUAUUCUAAGUAAUGAUGAAACACCAACAACAAAGAAGAAACAACAACAACCAUCGACACCUAUAUCCGGUAGAUUCAAAAAGGGUGGAGGUAGUAACAAGAAGGUUUCACCACAAAAGACAGGCUCUACAGCAUCACCAGUGCCAAUACAAAAUCUAGUACAUCCUUUCAAGAAUCCAUCGUUUGAAUUCUCAGUGAUCGACAACAAAAAGAAACAAACAUGGAAACCCAUCAAACAAAUAUUGGCCAAUGAACAAUAUAAUCUAUUACCUGCCAAUUUUCCAACUUAUGUAAAUAUUCAAGUUUCACCAUCAUUAAUACCACCAAAGAAAUAUUGUGAUAUAACAGGUUUUGUUGCAAACUAUACAGACCCAAAGUCAACUUUGAGAUAUUGUAAUUCUUCAGUUUAUUCACAAAUCGAAAAGUAUCCCGAUAAUGUAAAGCAGUCUUAUAUAGCACUAAGAAAGAUGUUGAGAUGA